CACAUUGUAAAUUGUAAUUGCACUUGAACCAGCCUGUGUGUCUGCUCUCUUCCACUUUUGUUGGUGUGAUCCUUUCACAGUGGUGUUACUUACUUUAGUAUUUUGAAUUUCUUUAUAAACUAUUAUCUCACUUCCCCUCGGAUACAAAAGCAAUAAAACAGAACACUGGAAGAAUUGUAAAACUCAUUAGAACUAAAGGGGCUGUUUUGAAAUACAUUUGAUGGUCGGGGACUGAAAGCCAACUGUAUCUUCAAUGGAGAAAAAAAUCAAAAAGCGAAACAGAAGUGAAAAAAAAAAAGAGGCGAACGUCUUUCACUUUGCGCGAUUCAUGUCUCCUCCGACAUCUUUUCGAUCGCUUUACGCUUCCUCCUCUACUCGUACUCCGAUUUCUCCACCAAUCCGAAUCAUACCCUUACUGAACUCAUUCAACAGACUCUACGGUCUAUCAUUCUCAACCUCGUCCUCUCUUCCUUCGUCUUCUUCAAAUCUAGUUUUCUCAACAAGGAAGCAGUCUCUCUCUAUAAAGGUACAAGCUUUAACUGCUGAAACAGAACAGCCAAAAUGGUGGGAGAAGAAAGCAGGGCCGAACAUGAUCGACAUUACCUCGACCGAACAGUUUCUGAACGCUUUGAAAGAUGCGGGAGAUAGAUUAGUUAUCGUUGAUUUUUAUGGAACUUGGUGUGGUUCUUGCCGAGCAAUGUUCCCAAAGCUAUGCAAAACAGCGGAAGAACACCCUGAGAUCUUGUUCCUUAAAGUAAACUUUGACGAGAACAAGUCACUCUGCAAAAGCUUGAACGUCAAGGUUUUACCAUACUUCCACUUAUACCGCGGCUCGGAUGGCCAAGUCGAUUCUUUCUCCUGCUCUCUUGCCAAGUUCAAGAAACUCAGAGAUGCUAUAGUGAGACAUAAUGUAAGAAUUAGCACUGACCACUCUUCUUCGGUUUCUGAGCAAAUUGAAGAUUCAACUUCAAGCCUAUAAUCAACCAAUAUCUGGUUAUAAUUGAACAGUUUUUUUUUGUAUAUAUAUAUGUUAACUGCCAUUUGGAUUUGCUGCAUCAUAACUUGUGUAGAUAAAAACUCUAAGGAGGUGUUAUUGGUUUAUAUAUUUUGUUUGAUUUAGAAAUCCAUAUAGUAUUUAUAAAUCUUGAGGUUUUUCCUCGCAUUUGAA
Brassica rapa (field mustard) is the source of this 1168-nucleotide messenger RNA. Its product is annotated as thioredoxin-like 2-1, chloroplastic. NCBI's taxonomy places the organism in Eukaryota, Viridiplantae, Streptophyta, Magnoliopsida, Brassicales, Brassicaceae. Gene Ontology annotation, biological process: cell redox homeostasis. Gene Ontology annotation, cellular component: chloroplast. The record is from RefSeq and is a predicted model, not a curated record.